CAUACUUUGAUUAUUGUACCCUAAUUGUGAUUUCAAAGAGAAGAAACACACACACACAAAAAAAAAAAGUAUGGAGGUAGAGAUUGUGUGGUUGGUUAAAGCCGCUUGGAUCACCGUUUGGAUCGUCUCUAUACUUCCUUUGGUGAUUGCUUCAAUACCUAGUUCAAAGCUUAACUCUUUUCGUGAACUCGUUUUGAGUUUCGCUGGUAGAGGCAAGAUUCUUCACCCAUCCUCUCAGAAGUUUACAGUUCCUCAGAAGUUCUUUGGUCACUUCUAUGUUGUCGGAGUGGUGUGGACAACUCUCCUGCUUGCUGCAACUUGGAUGUAUGCUUGCAAAAUGGCCGGAGGUUCCCACGUUUUCUCUUUCCAUAUGACUCAUGUUGAGCAUCGGUUUAAAGUGGGGCGAGCGGUGUUUCUACUUCUUCUGAUGGAGAUCCAUGUCUUGAGACGUGUUAUAGAGUCAUUCUAUGUAUUCAAAUAUAGCACUUCCGCUCGGAUGCACAUUCUCGCUUAUGUUGGCGCAUUGUUUUACUAUGUAGCAGCGCCUUUGUCACUCUGCUCCAAUAUUGCUCCAGAGGUAGCAAGAUUCGUAGGAAGUCAAGUGGCUGAGUUCAUUGCUAGUGGGAAAAGCCAUAGUCAUGAUUUUAAUUUGUUAUUAUCUAUAAGUCCUUUGAUGAAGCUUGGAUCACUCCAGUGGAUUGGUGGAGCCAUUUUUCUUUGGGGAUGGAUACAUCAACGUCGCUGUCACGCCAUUCUUGGAUCACUCCGGGAAUAUCCUAGUCAAGCAAAAGAGUACAUAAUUCCAUAUGGAGAUUGGUUUGAGAUGGUCUCAUGUCCGCAUUUCCUAGCAGAAAUCGUUUUAUAUCUAGGUUUACUUAUAUCGAGUGGAGGAACAGAUAUAAGCAUCUGGUUACUCUUUGGUUUCGUGGCUGCUAAUCUGACAUACGCAGCUGGAGAAACGCACCGUUGGUAUCUCCAAAAGUUUGAGAAUUAUCCGGCUAGUCGGCAUGCUAUUUUCCCUCAUGUCUACUAAAUGGUUAAGAAAAAAAACACAACUUUGGCCAAGUUUAUACUGUGGUUGAAGUUUCAUAUUUGUGUAAAUGCUAAAUUCUCAAGAACAAAGAUUUUUGGUGCUUUGUUGUGUUAUGCAUGCUUUGCUCGAAAAAG
Arabidopsis thaliana (thale cress) is the source of this 1167-nucleotide messenger RNA. RefSeq names its product 3-oxo-5-alpha-steroid 4-dehydrogenase family protein. The coding region runs from base 71 to 1033 and encodes 320 amino acids. Gene Ontology annotation, molecular function: oxidoreductase activity, acting on the CH-CH group of donors; polyprenal reductase activity. The record is from RefSeq and is marked reviewed. The transcript has 6 exons. Gene Ontology annotation, cellular component: plasma membrane. NCBI's taxonomy places the organism in Eukaryota, Viridiplantae, Streptophyta, Magnoliopsida, Brassicales, Brassicaceae. Gene Ontology annotation, biological process: dolichyl monophosphate biosynthetic process; lipid metabolic process.